Messenger RNA from Arthroderma uncinatum, 1401 nucleotides. RefSeq lists its product as uncharacterized. The record is from RefSeq and is a predicted model, not a curated record. The transcript is spliced from 2 exons. Gene Ontology annotation, molecular function: protein binding. Lineage: Eukaryota; Fungi; Ascomycota; Eurotiomycetes; Onygenales; Arthrodermataceae. The coding region runs from base 1 to 1401 and encodes 466 amino acids.
AUGGCUGCUCAUGUGGUUGUGCUUGAUGCCAGCGCGCGCAGGGCACUCGUUAAGGUGACGCCGACGAAGCAUAUGAGUGAUGUGCUGGGUGACGCUUGCGCGAAGUUCAAUAUCAACCCCGCUCAAUAUGGCCUAAAGCUAGAGCUUGUGCAGCUGUCAAAAUCACCAAGCGUCGUAUCUAUCGCCCUCCAGCUACCUGACUCAGAAUCGCAAGGAACAUCUAAUGGUCGACUAGUGGAUAAAUUCCCAAGCAACACCACCCUGUGGCUGAUACUACGGAAAUUCGAGUCUGGUGUUGCAGGUAGUAGCAAGAAGUUUAACCUGACAGCGAGAGGUGCUCCACAGGUCCAGGAAGGAGAGUCAGGCUCGGGGAGACUAUUCUACGAAACCCCUGUGCUUAAUAUUUUAGGCAAGGAACUAUCGUCCUUUACAGACCUACAGAAGCCUCUCAGUCAACUGGGGUUGAAUAAUGGAAGUGCGUUGAUAAGACUAAGCUUCAGGAUAACCGACCAACCACUGGAGGAGGCUAUGGUUGAUAUAGACACAUAUUUCAAGUCUCUGGGCGGCGACAAGAAUGUGGUUGAACCGAGUGAGGCUCCAUCGUCGGCUGCUGAGGCUGUAACAAUGGGAACCCCAGUAUCGUCAGAGGAUGCCUCAACAGCAGAUACACAGGUACCGGUGAUCAUAUCUUCUAGGCCGGUGACUGUAUUUGCGCCUCCAUCCAACUCGACUCCCCAUUCUGCCCAAACCCCCUAUAACGAGAGGGACUACCUACCCACCAUCGAACAUGCACAAACCCACCAAAAGCGCCUCAAUACGGCCUCCCGACCUAACCGUUUAGCGGGUGAUGCAGAACUCGCCGCUCAAGAGGCUGCAGUGCAAGAGAAGCUAUCAAAAGUCAAAGAAAUAGAAGUCAAAAUCCGGUUUCCCGAUCAAAGCCAGGCGGUCUCUAAAUUCACAACGGAAGAUACCACCAAGUCGUUGUAUGCCUUUGCAAAGAGCUGUCUGGAUGCUCCGCUGGCAGAUGAAAAAUUCUCACUUUUCUACUUCCCUGCUCUGACGGUUGGUGCUCGGCCUGGUUCAAACGUGCAAGUGCAGAUCCUGGAAAGCGAAGAUAAGGCGCUCAUCCGUGAUCUAAAGAUGAGUGGGAGGGUGUUGGUUAACUUUGUUUGGGAUACCAAUGCAGCUCUCUCAGCACGUAGUGCUGGGGGAUCAGUACUCCGGCCUGAACUACGGCAAGCCGCUGGGAAAUUACAGGUUAAUGAUAUUGCAGCUGAUGAGGACGACGAGAAUGAGGGGAAGAACAAGUCCGGGAUUCAGAAGACACUACCUAGCUCCUCUGACCAUGGGAAGAAGAAGAGCGGCGUCCCCAAAUGGCUGAAGUUGCCUGGCAAGAAAUAG